AUGCCUUUAGUCCACCCCAGUGUGUCUGACUCCCAGUUCAUCCCAGCACCUCUUGAUAAGUUCUGUUGCCCCUUCAGUGACUCCCAGUCCAUCCUAGUGCCUCUCAGCCCACCCCAGUGCCUCCCAGCGGACGACUUCAUCCGAGCAAACGCCUGCAAUAAAUUGACCGUCAUUGCUGAGCAGAUCCGGUACUUGCAGGAGCAGGCUCGGAAGGUCUUGGAUGAAGCUAACAGAGAUGCUGAUCUGCACCAUGUGGCCUGCAACCUUGUGAAGAAGCCAGGAAACAUUUACUACAUGUACAGGCGGGAGAGUGGCCAGCGAUACUUCUCCAUCCUGUCUCCUAAGGAAUGGGGGACCAGUCCCCAUGAAUUUCUCGGUGCCUAUAAGCUCCAGCAUGACAUGUCCUGGACGCCAUUUGAGGACAUUGAGAGACGGGAUGCUGAAAUAAACAUCCUGGACAAGCUGCUGAGCCGGCAGGCAGCGCUGCCCCCAUGUACAGAGCCCAACUUCCAGGGCCUGACCAAGUGACACAAGUGACCAUACGGGACAUCUUGAGCAGAGUGCCAGCGUGAGGACACGCAGUCCCUGCAUGCUGCCAAAGGCAGGGCAAGGAAAGAGACCAAGAAACAAAAAUGCUGAUGCCGCCAGUACUUGCUCUGUGCUUUAAUGAGACUAAUUCUACAUUUGGUCUUACUGGAUUUUCUAGUAAUUGAGUAAUUUAUUUCUUUGACUUAUGCCAAGCUGUAGCAAGAGGCAGAUAAUAUCAGGUGGAGUCAAUUCCAAGAGAGCUUGGGGCAAAAAGCAAAAAUGCUUGGGGCAGAUGUGAUAAUGCUAUAAAAUACGUCCUACCUGUCUGGCUCUGGUGUACCUCACUGUGACUACCUGCGGCAGGUAAUGAUUUCAGGGCUGGAUUUUGCCCCUUGUUAA
This is a messenger RNA of Haliaeetus leucocephalus (bald eagle), 927 nucleotides long. Its product is annotated as chromosome unknown open reading frame, human C1orf50. The transcript is spliced from 4 exons. Lineage: Eukaryota; Metazoa; Chordata; Aves; Accipitriformes; Accipitridae. The record is from RefSeq and is a predicted model, not a curated record. Bases 1 to 528 code for a protein of 175 amino acids.